This is a messenger RNA of Oenanthe melanoleuca, 2696 nucleotides long. RefSeq names its product actin related protein 5 (gene ACTR5). Gene Ontology annotation, cellular component: Ino80 complex; cytoplasm. The record is from RefSeq and is a predicted model, not a curated record. Bases 42 to 1868 code for a protein of 608 amino acids. Gene Ontology annotation, biological process: regulation of DNA-templated transcription. The transcript is spliced from 9 exons. NCBI's taxonomy places the organism in Eukaryota, Metazoa, Chordata, Aves, Passeriformes, Muscicapidae.
CCCGCGUUCCCGGCCGGACGCGGGCGGGAGGCGCGCCCGCCAUGGCGGCGCCCGCGCGGGUGUUCGCGUUCCGGGACGCGCGCUGGGCCCCGGACCCGGUGCUGGAGCCGAGCCCGGCCGUGCGCAGCCCGCAGCCCGCGCCGCUGGUCAUCGACAACGGCUCCUUCCAGACGCGGGCGGGAUGGGCCUGCCCCGAGCCCUCCGUCCCCGCCGAGCCGCUGCUGCGGUUCCGCUCGCUGGCGGCGCGGAGCCGCGGGGCCCGCGGCGGGGCGGGCGCCGAGACGCAGGUGGGGAACGACCUGGGCAGCCCCGAGCCGCUGCGCUGGCUGCUGCGCUCGCCCUUCGACCGCAACGUGCCCGUGCAGCUGGAGCUGCAGGAGCUGCUCUUCGACCACGUCUUCCAGCGCCUCGGCGUCUCCUCGCAGGGUUGUGUGGAUCACCCAAUUGUUCUGACAGAAGCAGUUUGCAAUCCUCUGUACUCAAGGCAAAUGAUGUCUGAGCUCCUCUUCGAAUGCUACCAAGUGCCAAAAGUGUCCUAUGGCGUGGACAGCCUGUACAGUUUUUAUCACAACAGAAGGCAGAACUGGCCCUGCAGUGGUUUGGUGAUAUCCUCAGGCUACCAGUGCACACACAUUUUGCCAGUGCUAGAAGGAAGGCUGGAUGCCAAGAACUGCAAGCGCAUUAACCUGGGGGGGUGCCAGGCUGCCGUGUACCUGCAGCGGCUGCUGCAGCUGAAAUACCCCGGGCACUUCGCUGCCAUCACGCUGAGCCGCAUGGAGGAGAUCCUGCACGAGCACAGCUACAUCGCCCAGGACUACACAGAAGAGCUGCAGAAGUGGCGGUGCCCAGAGUACUACGAGAACAACGUGCACAAGAUGCAGCUGCCUUUCUCCAACAAGCUGCUGGGCAGCACUGUGGCAUCUGAGGAGAAGCAGGAGAAGAGGCAGCAGCAGCUGCGGCGCCUGCAGGAGCUCAAUGCGCGGCGGCGCGAGGAGAAGCUGCAGCUGGACCAGGAGAGGCUGGACAGGCUGCUCUAUGUGCAGGAACUUUUAGAAGAUGGUCAGAUGGAUCAGUUCCACAAAGCUUUGGUGGAGCUGAACAUGGACUCUGCAGAAGAACUUCAGUCUUACAUCAACAAAUUGAGUCUGUCUGUUGAGCAAACAAAGCAGAAGAUCCUACAGUCAGAAGUCAAUAUUGAAGUAGAUGUUGUGGACAGCAAGCCAGAGACUCCUGACUUGGAUCCACUGGGCAGUGAACAGUCCCUGGAGGAUGUGGAAAGUAUUAAUGAGUUUGAACCUUUAUUUGCUGAGGAGCAGCCUGAAGUUGAGAAGCCUGUUGCUGCAGUGCAGCCCGUGUUUAACCUGGCAGAGUACCACCAGCUUUUCCUUGGCACUGAAAGAAUCAGGGCUCCAGAGAUUGUCUUCCAACCCUCCCUGAUAGGAGAGGACCAGGCUGGUAUAGCAGAAACCAUGCAAUAUGUCCUUGAGAGGUACUCAAAGGAACAACAGGCUAUCCUUGUCCAGAAUGUUUUCCUCACUGGUGGAAAUACCAUGUACCCUGGACUGAAAGCCAGAGUCCAGAAGGAGCUCCUGGAAAUGAGGCCAUUUCAGUCAUCCUUUCAGGUUCACCUUGCUUCCAGCCCCGUCUUGGAUGCCUGGUACGGGGCGAGGGACUGGGCACUGGAGCACAUGAGCCGUGAGGAAGGCUGGAUAAGCAGGAAGGACUAUGAGGAGAAAGGAGGGGAGUACCUCAAGGAGCACUGUGCUUCCAAUGUCUAUGUCCCCAUCCGCCUGCCCAAGCAGGCCCCGCGGGCAGCAGAGGCUCCCAGCCGAGCCUCGGGCACGGGGAACCCCAGCGAGCAGCCUUAGCCCUGUCCUUGGCCCCGCGGCGCUGCGGGGAGAGCUCCCGGUGUGCGGGGAGGAGCCUCAGCUCUCCCGGUGUGCGGGGAGGACGCCUCAGUUCUCCCGGUGUGCGGGGAGGAGCCUCAGUGCUCCCGGUGUGCGGGGAGAGCUCCCGGUGUGCGGGGAGGAGCCUCAGUGCUCCCGGUGUGCGGGGAGAGCUCCCGGUGUGCGGCAGGGCGGAGCCUCAGUGCUCCCGGCUGCUCGGGGCGCUGGGAUCCCCUCCAGCUCCUUGGCCAAGGAGGAUGGGACACUGGAGCACUCAGUCGUGCUCACACACAGCAGCUCGUGGAGAGGAGAACUCCUCUCAGAGACUGUCGUAGUAAGGCUCAGGGCUUUUGGAGAGUGUGUGUUUUACAGCUUUUUAAAAUUAAAUAAAAUGUCCUGGUUUUACAUGGUUUUUCGGCAGCUGGGCUGUACCAAGCCAGGCAGCCCAGCAGGUGUCCCCCUUGCCCGUGUCACAGUCGUCUGUCGGGACAUGUCAGGUCGUGCUGCAGGACACCAGGGGGGCUGAGCUCAGCCCUGCCUCCCCAGGCUCGUGUUCCAUCUCCUUCCUGCUGAACCACCACCAGUAACCAGUGGGUACUUCUUGUCUCCAUCGAUAGCAGAGAUAUUGAAGUGGUUGAAACUGUAGAGCUGGGCACAUAAGGGCACAACCAGCCCUCCAAGGGGACAGUGUAGAGGACACUGCCCAGCCCUGUGCUGCCCUGGAGAGGUUCUGCUGGCUGAGCAGGGCAGCUCUGUGAUGGGACUUUUUGAUCAAAAGUUGGAGCAAUAAAGCAAAGCUUUUUGAUUUUA